Messenger RNA from Durio zibethinus, 1746 nucleotides. RefSeq names its product protein BOBBER 1-like. Gene Ontology annotation, cellular component: cytoplasm. NCBI's taxonomy places the organism in Eukaryota, Viridiplantae, Streptophyta, Magnoliopsida, Malvales, Malvaceae. Gene Ontology annotation, biological process: protein folding. The record is from RefSeq and is a predicted model, not a curated record.
AAAAUAAUUAAAAAAAAGGGACGUUCUUCUGGCAAAUACGAAACGAAAAUUGGAAAAACAGGUUCUGGAACUCUCGGUUGAAAUCUUGGAACUCCUUUGCUGUCCUGUACCGUCCGGAUAAAUAAACCCUAACGAAACUCCAGCAGCAGCAGACCAAAAACAUAACACUCCCAAGCACCUCACCUGACCCAAACUCGGAUUUAUAAUCAUGGCAAUAAUCUCCGAGUUCCAGGAACAGGAGGCAAAGCCCUCCACUUCUUCACCGCCGCCUCUUAACCCGGUGUUGUUUAACGCGAGCUUGGAUCCGUCGAACCCUGUUGCGUUUUUGGAGAAAGUUUUCGAUUUUCUGGCGAAAGAGAGUGGUUUUCUCGGGAAAGAGAACGUCGAUAAGGAGAUCGCGGCGAUUGUGAGAGUUGCGAAGGAGAAGAGCAAGAAGAAGGAAGAAGAGGUGGCUCCAAAGAUGGAGGUAAAGGAGAAGGAAGGGAAGGAGAUCAAGAAAGAAGUGAAGAAGGAGCAAAUGGCGGUCGAUAGAAAGGAGGAUAAGAAGGACGAAGAGACUAGCUCUGGCUUGAGAGUUCCAAAUAAAGGCAAUGGUCUUGAUCUGGAGAAAUACUCUUGGACACAGACCCUGCAAGAGGUCACUGUUAAUGUUCCAGUUCCCAGUGGAACAAGAUCAAGGUCUGUUGUGUGUGAGAUAAAGAAGAACCAUCUAAAAGCUGGACUCAAGGGGCAGCCUCCUGUUAUUGAUGGGGAGCUUUUCCAAACUGUCAAACCUGAUGAUUGUUACUGGAGCAUCGAGGAUAAUCGUUCAGUCUCAAUCCUUUUGACAAAGCACAACCAAAUGGAAUGGUGGAAAUCAUUGGUAAAAGGAGAUCCUGAAAUUGACACUCAGAAAGUUGAACCAGAGAACAGCAAACUAUCUGACUUAGAUCCGGAAACACGUCAAACUGUGGAGAAGAUGAUGUUUGACCAGAGACAGAAAGCCAUGGGCCUUCCAACCAGUGAUGAGCUUCAGAAGCAGGAAAUUCUAAAGAAAUUCAUGUCCGAGCAUCCUGAGAUGGAUUUUUCAAGGGCAAAGCUCAUGUAAAUGGGAGUGUACCACUCCACGUGUCUCCAGUCAUAUAUGUAGAAGCUUUCCUGCGUUUUUCUUAUGAACUUUUUGAGUUGAUAUUUUAUUUUGGGGGGCAGAAAUAGAAAUGAGUAAUGGUUUGAACUUUGUUCAUAGGGGAUAUUUGCAUAUUAUUGAUACAUCAGCUCUUAUUAGACUUGAAUAUGGAGUAAUCUAAGCGUUUAGCAGCUUUCUUAAACUCAUCAAUGCUGCUUUUCUCUCUAGAUAAUGUUGCCUUGAGUAUGGUAAUCAGUAGGGAGCAGUAUUCUUCACGAAACCCUUGGUUGGUGCAAAUUUACUGUCCUCUUAGUUGGAGGACCAGUUGUAAAAUUGGCCGAGGGUGUCACCAAGUUAUAUGGAGAUAUACAUAAAUACCCAUGUAUGGAUACACGUAUCUAUAUGUUUGUAAAAUUCGUUUGCUUGAUUGGGGAAUCAGGGCAUUAGCUGUGAUUGGUGGUGCUAAAGGUGAUGGUGGCCUGUUGUCACUUCAUUCAGCGAAAAUUUCGGGGGUGACUUAUGUCAUUCCAUUAUGUUUGAGUUUCACUUUAUUUUGUUCCAAAGUGGAUUGUUGUCUGAUGCUUCAUGCUCUCCUUGUCGAUAACCCCGGAUUCUGCGGCCCAGUUUAUUCCAAUACAAAA